Molecule: messenger RNA, 935 nt
Organism: Uranotaenia lowii
Lineage: Eukaryota; Metazoa; Arthropoda; Insecta; Diptera; Culicidae
Gene: Ercc1
Product: DNA excision repair protein ERCC-1
Exons: 2
Coding region: 99-863 (254 amino acids)
Biological process (GO): UV-damage excision repair; nucleotide-excision repair; mitotic recombination
Cellular component (GO): nucleotide-excision repair factor 1 complex; ERCC4-ERCC1 complex; nucleus
Molecular function (GO): damaged DNA binding; single-stranded DNA binding
Source: RefSeq, a predicted model, not a curated record
CAAAACAGUUUGAAAAGUUUAAAAAAAUCAGAAACUGCGCUCGCUUUUUAGUUAAAAUCGUGUAAUUUCUCAAUUAAAAGUAUCUUUCAAACGGUGAAAUGUCCAUCCCCAACGACUCGCUGGAUGACGACGAUCUGCUAGCCCAGCUGGAUAUGCCGGCGUUCCCGAAACAGUCCGCCGUCCAAACAUCAUCGGAAGAAGGCGGCUCUAGUAGUUCCAAAAACGAAACGGCUCCAACUGUGGUGCAGCAGCCAAAAGUCAACAAAGGUAACUGUGUGCUGGUCAAUCCGAAACAACGCGGCAAUCCGUUGCUCAAAUCCAUCCAGAACAUUCCCUGGGAGUACGACGACAUCGUGCCGGAUUAUGUUGUGGGCGUGAGCAGCUGCAUUCUGUACAUCUCGCUGCGCUAUCACAAUCUCAAUCCGGACUAUAUUCACGGGAGGUUGAAGCAGCUGGGGAAGAUGUACGAGCUGAGGGUACUGUUGGUCCAGGUUGAUAUCCAGGAACCGCACAAUGCGUUGAAGCACCUCACCCGGAUCUGCUUGCUUGCGGAUCUGACGCUGAUGUUGGCGUGGAACGCCGAGGAAGCUGGAAAGAUAGUGGAAACCUACAAGAUGUUCGAGAAUAAACCACCGGAUUUGAUUAUGGAACGAGCUGAGCAAUAUCCGUAUACAAAGCUGGUUAGUGCGCUAACCAACAUCAAACCGGUCAACAAAACGGACGCUAUGACGUUGAUACAGAACUUCGGCACGCUGGCCGGGAUGAUACACAGCAGCGAAGAGAAGCUGUCGCUGUGCUCCGGCCUCGGGCCGAGGAAGGCGAAAAAGUUGCACAAAACGUUCAACGAGAAUUUUCUCAAGUGAUGGAAGUCGGUGGGGCUUAGCGUAAAAAUCUAGGUAGUCGGUAAAUAAAUUGUCUCUUAUUAUUUAAACGUU